Molecule: messenger RNA, 1727 nt
Organism: Camellia sinensis
Lineage: Eukaryota; Viridiplantae; Streptophyta; Magnoliopsida; Ericales; Theaceae
Product: DNA ligase-like protein
Source: RefSeq, a predicted model, not a curated record
UCAGUGAGUCGCACUGAACUCGUUGGUUUCAUCCACCACGAUCCCAAACUCCAAGGCUCUGCUUCGCGCCAAAGACUAAAACAACUCCAAUUUGAUUUCCUCAACAAAAUCUCUCUGUCUCUCUCCUCGAUUCUGAACACUUUUCCUCUGAAAUUCAGCUUCAGAUCGCAAAACCUAGACCUCCACAGACACCAAUUCCACGAUUCAGCAAUGCCGACGACAGUCAAAUCAAGCGCAAAGAAACGAGUCUCCGAAUCGGAAGCUUCAAAACCAGAGAAACUGAAGCGAGACGCCAUUGAAGACGACUUCGAUGCAGCUCUCUCCGAUGACAUCAAAGGAAUUGUGUCCGCUCUGCAACUGAUCAGAGAGAAAGCUCAGAAAGAUGGACAGAAGAAGAAUGACGAGACCAUUUCAAGUGUGGCUUCAGAGAUCAAAUCUAAGCUUGAUGAAUUGAAGACCAAAAUUGAAAAAGAAAGGCAAAGUCUUGCCAAGGCACUUUCAAAGAGCUCAAAGGAGUGCGAAAACUUACUGAAGAAUGAGACUGCCAAGUUCCAAUCAAUUUAUGAGAACUUUUGCAAGGAGAAAUCAGAACAUCUACAGGCUUUAAAAGAAACUAUUUCCAAACAUGAAGAAGAGAAGGAAAGGCUUUUCAUACGAUAUGAACAACUGAGGAAAAAAGAGAAAAGUAUGAUCUCUGAACAUGAGAGAGACUGUGCAAAUAGAAUUGCCGAAUUGGAACAGUCCUUGAAGAAGAAGAAACAGGGUGACAAAACUUUCAGCAUUUUGAGAAAGAGACUGGGUUCAUUCCUGGAAAAUGCCUCGGAUGAGGACUUCCCAUCUGAUGAUUGAAAUGUUGCUUUAAAAUGUUGGUUCUGCAAUUAUGUGUUGGUAACAAUUCUUUACGAUUUUCUUGUCUAUGAAACAAAAGCAGCUUGAACUUGAGCUACCGUUUCUUUUCUUCGUCUUUUUUUUUACUCUUCUUGGAAUUGCUAGUUUGAUUUCAUAAAUCACAACUAUUUUUUUCUUAUCAGUAUAUUACUCCAUUGGAGAAGGGAUUAAAUCUUGUGCCUUCUCUCUCUCCCUCUCUCUCUCUCUUGGAAACAUAUUUUUGAAUCCCUUGUUGGAAUGCUUCAAAAAUUAGCUUCAAUUUUUAAUGAAUUAUUUAACAUUUAUAUCUAAAUAUAUAUAGUUUUUGGACCUAGUGGGGUCACUAGCAGCAAUCCGUAUGCAUAAUGUAUACUUUUUCAUGCCUUGACGAUUUAAAUGGCUUGGGGGUUACAGGAAAUCAAGGUCAAAGGACCUAGAAGAUUCAAAUCUUUUAUUGCAUGUGUUGAAUAAAUUAAAGGCUAAUUUAUGGAGCAAUUUAUGGGAUUGCAUAUUAGCCAUUUCAUUCCCUUUGAUCUCUCUAACGUACACAUUAUAUGCUAUGCUCAUAUCCUGUAUAUAGAUAUAUAUACACUUGAUUAUUCAUUGAUCUUAUUGGGCAAUCUUGCUGUAAGUGCAUGCAAUCCAAAGCUUUGCCAUUGUAUCAUUGAGAGUGACUGCCGGAGCCCAUUGCACCAAAGACUACGUUCCUAGUGGGGGGCGAAAUCACUUCUUAAGGGCAGUGGUUUAUAUCCAUGCCUUGGCUUUUUAAUUUUUAAUUUUUAUAUUCGUUAAUUUGUGUUCCUUUCUGUGCUUAUUGUAUAAAACCAUUUUAUUAGUCAAUUAAAGCAUCUAUUCAAAUA